Messenger RNA from Solanum stenotomum, 2828 nucleotides. RefSeq lists its product as uncharacterized. The transcript is spliced from 3 exons. Bases 555 to 2594 code for a protein of 679 amino acids. NCBI's taxonomy places the organism in Eukaryota, Viridiplantae, Streptophyta, Magnoliopsida, Solanales, Solanaceae. The record is from RefSeq and is a predicted model, not a curated record.
AUAAAAAACACACAUGCGCCUUUAUCUCUCUUUUUCCUCAUAACAAUAAUAAUCUCCUCAUUUUCUUUGUAUCUUCUUCUCUUUGAUUGCCGGCGGCACACAAUCAGCAAAAAGAAAAACAACCCUAGAACCCCUUUUCUCUUUGCUGAAAGAUUUUUUGCACAAAAUCCAAUCUUUUUAAGAUAGGAACGAAGCACGGAAAGAAAUUGAGCAUCAAGUGUUCUGGUUAGGUCUGUGAACUCAGAGAAAUUGGAUUCGCUUAAUGGUUUAACAAAAAGGAUGUUCGCCUUUCAUGAUUUUGCAUCAGAGACUUUGAUUUUGAUUUUGCACAAAGUGUUACUUCCUUGCUGCUGAUCAUAAGUUGGGAGCAAUAUUUGAUUGCUAAUGGAUCGUAAGGAUACUUCAGGAUUCGUUAGUGGGGGUGGGAUGUGUUCUUGUAGACACAUCUAACCCUAGUUUACAACUAACUUUUCUUAAUCCCGGAAGUCAGGUUGACUGUUCUUUUUCAAUUGAGAUUUGGUUCAAAUAGAAGUUUUUAUACCAGCUAUUAGUUUAUGGAUCCCAGAUUCCGUUAUGUGGGGUUUACUGUGAACCCUCAGUUAAGUGCAUUCAAGAAUCUGGGCAAAUCCAUCGCAGUUGGUGAAGCUGGAGUUGGAGGUAGUUAUUGUGCUGAUACCACCUUACGGCUUGAUUCAAUUGGCUCUUCAGUUCCAUCCAUCCCUGCCCCAAAAGGAAUCAAACGACAAUGGAGUUCAAUUGGUGGAUCUAACGAUCAGCCAAUUGGUUCAUCUUUGUCUCUACGUUUAGGACAUUCAUCAAGUUCCUCGGAUAGCAAGGGGAGCUCAGGCGCUGCAUGCACUUCAAUGUCUUCAGCAAGAGAAAAUGAUGAAGAGUCCUCGAUGGACCUGGACUUGGACUUUAGUCUCCAUCUUGGUAGUGAGAGGACUUCAAGCUCUAGAAAGUUUGCUCACCCUGAGGCCAAAAAACUUGCCAAAGGGCUUGCAGUUGAUCUGGAACUUAGUCUCUCUAGUGGUGCUGCUGAAUCUGAUGUCACCACUGUGCAUUUGCUCUCUACUUCACCACAAAGUAUCAUGAAGGCGCCACAGGCGAUGGCUGGAGCUUUUCACACUGAUGAAGUAUCAACAGCUAUACAUUGGAAGACUAGCAACAUUUUCCAUCCAUUACGAACUCCACAGGAAACUGAGGCUAGUUACUUAUUGAACCAGGCUGCAACGCAAAUCAAGCUAGCUACAGUCUCCCCCGAUCUGUCGUCAAGUAUAAUCACAAAUUCAAAGAGCUCAGUCACCUGUACUUCCGGGUUAACAAACCAGCAGCAACAACAACAGCAGCGUAGCAGUAGUACUAAACUGUGUCAGUUUAAGGGAUGCGUAAAAGGAGCAAGAGGUGCUUCUGGGCUUUGCAUUGCCCACGGUGGGGGCCGCAGGUGUCAGAAACCAGGCUGCCACAAGGGAGCUGAGGGUCGGACUGCAUUUUGCAAAGCCCAUGGGGGUGGUCGUCGGUGUGAAUUCCUAGGUUGUACAAAGAGCGCGGAAGGACGCACCGACUUUUGCAUUGCACAUGGGGGUGGACGUCGUUGCAGUCAAGAAGGAUGCAGCCGCGCUGCCAGAGGGAAGUCUGGAUUAUGCAUUCGGCAUGGUGGGGGGAAGAGAUGCCAGCAUGAGGGCUGCACCAAAAGUGCAGAAGGACUCUCUGGCCUUUGCAUUUCACAUGGAGGUGGCCGGCGCUGUCAGUACCCCCAAUGCACUAAAGGAGCCCAAGGAAGUACCAUGUUUUGCAAGGCACACGGUGGUGGUAAGCGUUGUACCUUUGAAGGGUGCAAUAAGGGGGCAGAGGGGAGCACAGCUUUCUGUAAGGGUCAUGGUGGUGGGAAGAGAUGUUCAUUCCAAGGAAAUGGGCUCUGCCCGAAGAGUGUUCAUGGGGGGACACUCUUCUGCGUGGCCCAUGGUGGUGGCAAGAGGUGUGCUGUGUCAGAGUGUACCAGGAGUGCAAGGGGAAGAACUGAUUUUUGUGUACGCCAUGGUGGUGGAAAAAGAUGCAAAGUUGAAGGCUGUGGGAAAAGUGCUCAGGGAAGCACUGAUUUCUGCAAAGCCCACGGUGGAGGGAAGAGAUGCUCUUGGGGUCAGCCUGAUUCUGAAUUUGGCCAAGGUGAUGGUCUCUGUAACUCAUUUGCCAGAGGGAAGACUGGACUUUGUGCAUCUCAUGGUGCUCUCGUUCAAGACAAACGCGUCCACGGUGGUGCCACUCUUGGGACUAUGGUCCUGGAUCUAGAGCCAAACCAGUCUGAGAAAAUGAAGGAGAUUGUCAAUGCGGAAGACAUCUGUUUUGAUGUCACGAAAAUGCAGAGUAUUGGUAUGACCUCUGGCGAUGACCAUCACAUGAAAUAUCUUGGAUUUAACCAACCCAAUAUUCCAGUCGCAGGCAGCUCAUCAUCAGUUUCUGAAGGAAGGGUGCACGGAGGAGGUUUGAUGGCAUUGCUAGCAGGUGGUUCUGGCCGUACCUCAAACAACAGCAAGGAACCAGUUCCUGCAUCUGAGCCAGGGAGUUCUUUCAUAGUCUCUAAGAACUGGAUGUAAGAUGUAUAGCCACUCUAUUUCUCAAUUUGGUUUGCAGGCCUGCAGCGCUCCACCUCUAUGUUUGUGUCCUUUUCAUUUUAGUUUCUUCACUCUUUCUUAUGUUAUAUGGGUUUGAACUGGAACUUGUACUGCUAAAUGUAUCUGUAUCAAUAAGGGGAGAAACCCCACUAGGGUCAUUGGUAUUUGUACAUAGCUUCUUUUUUUCAUGUAACAUUUGGUCUUGUGAAUAUUUCG